AUGUCUAGCAAUCGUUUUGCCGACCUAGCAAGCACUAGCAAAGCGACUCCUCCUGCUUCGACCUCCAAUCAACUCCAGGCUCCCGAGUCGUCAAAUACCUCCAACGCAUCCAAGGCAAGGAAGAGGAAGGGCCAUCGCGGCGGCAGGAAGAAGCGAACGCGUAGAAAGAGUUUUGCGGCAUUGGAUGAUGAUGAUCACGAUGAGGAUCGCGACGCCACAGGAGAGGGGUUCUUCAAUCUUCCGAGAGCCAACUUGAGUAAUACCAGUAUAGAUAGUGAGGCAUUGCUGGAUCAUCGGGACCAUCAACCAUUGCGUCCCCGUCGAGCAUCAACGACGCCAGCUGCCAGCGGCAUACCAGUCUCACCUUACUCGGGUUCAGCCAGUAACCGGCUACGAUCAAUACCAGCUGUCUCUGCCGAGGAAGAGCAUCCUGGCCAUACACCGUGGGACGAAAAUGCACCAUUACUCGGCGAAUCAGUGACUUCAGGUUACGGCGCAAGUGACGCAAGAUCAAACCAAACGAGAAGUCGUCGCGCGUCUAUCAAGUCUUCAACGACACGCCUAGGAACCUCGUCUGGGGCAAGAGAUAACUACGAUGUCAACGCCCCUCCAUCCAUGCCAGGCUCGCCUACUUUUGGUACCGCGGACCGUAUAGAACUAAGCUUGGGGGAUGUUAUGAUUCGGGAUGGGCUUGGGGCAAGUCGCGACGACUCUCCGCAUCGCAUGAUGGGUGACAUCGACAUUCUCUCCGAUAUGGAGGGCAUGGGUGACAAUCGCCCUGAUAUGGCCCGGCGAAUGGCAACCGGAGCUGAGCAAGACGUUUGCUUUCCUGCUCCUGGGAUGUCAGAGCUCGGAGAUGACGAUACACAAUCGCAGGCUCAUGAACACCGACAGUAUCGCACGCGCCGCCGCCGUGGUCAAUGGCCUGACUUAUCUGUGCUAGAGGAAUGGAGCCACAUGGAAAAGGAGGACCGAACGGAGGAGCGCCGUGUCAAGAGAAUCACAGAACCGCAGCUCAUCAACGGCCGCUUGCGCCCUGUGCGUAAGGGAUGGUAUCAGACGGACGAAGAGUCCCCAUAUCGUUUUACCUAUUUCAAUGAGGAGUUCCAGAGCACAAUCCACAGUCAGACUAUCUCUGAGCUGGUUCAGCCUGGUGGUGGCUUCCGGGAACUGUUUGUUCCAGAUCCUCGAGUUCUAUCAGACGACGAAUCAGACGAAGACGAUAUGGAACCUACACCUCUUCCAACAGGCUUGCGCCAUCAUAGCACUGCUCCAGAGGGUAACUCCAAAGUCCACACGCGCCAGCCAUCAUUGUCGACAGUUCAUGAUCACCAUGACUUGCGCGAAGGGACUACGUCGCCACUCAAGGAUCCUCUCGCCCAUGUUGCUUCAAGAAGCGAAUCUGGACGUGCUACACCUACUGGACGGAAGUCUGCGGAUGAAAGUGUUCGCGUUUCUCAGAACACUUCAGGCGAACCAAAGGAAAGGACUGUCAGGUACGGAGAAAGACCAGUCUGGUGGCUUGAUGUCCUCUGCCCAACCGAGCCUGAGAUGAAAGUCAUAUCUAAAGCUUUUGGCAUUCACCCACUUACUGCAGAGGAUAUUAUGCUUCAGGAGGCUCGCGAGAAGGUCGAGCUCUUCCGACAUUAUUAUUUCGUCAACUACCGGUCGUUCGACCAAGACAACAACAGUGAUAACUUUCUUGAGCCAGUUGAUAUGUAUGUGGUAGUAUUUCGCGAAGGCGUUCUCAGCUUUCACUUCUCCAAGACGCCUCAUCCCGCCAAUGUCCGACGCAGGAUCCGGCAACUGAAAGAUUAUCUCAUUCUUUCUUCAGAUUGGAUCUCGUACGCUAUUAUCGACGACAUUACCGACGUGUUUGCUCCCUUGAUACAGAAUAUUGAGGACGAGGUUGACGAAAUUGACGACGCCAUCCUGAAGCUGCAUUCGUCUGCUGAUAAGCGACUUAACGAGACCUCCUCCAAGAAUGAUGAUGCACUUACAAACUCAGAUCCAAGCACAGAUAUGCUUCGGCGAGUGGGAGACUGCAGAAAGCGAGUCAUGAGUCUAUACAGGCUGCUUGGCAACAAGGCGGAUGUAAUCAAGGGAUUUGCUAAGCGUUGCAAUGAGCGGUGGGAGGUUGCGCCACGGUCUGAGAUUGGUUUGUAUCUCGGUGACAUUCAAGACCAUAUCGUCACAAUGACAGCCAACCUGGGUCACUAUGAAAAAAUACUGGCUCGAUCUCACGGUAACUAUCUCGCACAGAUCAAUAUACGGAUGAAUGAGCGUCAGGAACAGACGGCAGAUGUUCUCGGCAAGCUCACUGUUCUCGGUACGAUUGUGCUCCCCAUGAACAUCAUCACGGGUCUUUGGGGUAUGAACGUAUGGGUACCAGGCCAGGAAUACGAAGGAGACCUUACGUGGUUCUUCUGGAUUACCGCUGGUCUGUUGUUCUUUGGUCUGGCAUGCUACAUGAUUGCCAAGAGAGUGUACAACAUUGUUUAA
Fusarium musae is the source of this 2502-nucleotide messenger RNA. RefSeq lists its product as uncharacterized. The transcript has 3 exons. Gene Ontology annotation, biological process: intracellular magnesium ion homeostasis; magnesium ion transmembrane transport. Lineage: Eukaryota; Fungi; Ascomycota; Sordariomycetes; Hypocreales; Nectriaceae. Bases 1 to 2502 code for a protein of 833 amino acids. Gene Ontology annotation, molecular function: magnesium ion transmembrane transporter activity. Gene Ontology annotation, cellular component: plasma membrane. The record is from RefSeq and is a predicted model, not a curated record.